CUUUUCUCCUUGCCCACUUUUGCAGCGCUUUCCCUUUUCCUGCCGCUGCCCCCGCCAGCAUGGCAGUGAUGGGGGUUCAGCUCGUGUUCUCCUUGAUGGUGGCCAGCGUCAUGCAGAAAAUGACUCCACACUGGUCCUUUGCCCGAUGGCUCCUUUGCAACGGAAGUCUGCGUCGCUACAAGCAUCCGCCGGAGGAGGAGCUUCUUGCCCUUGCAGGCAAGCAGAAGCCGAAGGGCAAAAGGGACCGGCGGAUCAACGGCGUGAUGGAUGACAAACCUGCAUCUGUCCCCAGAGAUAUUGAUUUGCGCCUGGGGAGUGCCCCCAUCACAGCCGUGGACAUUCUGGUUUUGUGCUAUUUCGUGGAUUAUCAGUGGUACGUGGACUUCGCGGCUUAUUCUGCCCUGGUGUACCUCUGCACGGAAGGGUACUACAGCCUGGUGGACCCCCAGAAAGAAGCCAACAUUGGAAUUCUCUGGUGCCUGCUGACGGUCGCUUUCUCCAUCAAGAUCCUCUGCAUGGUGAUGCGGCACUACUUCCGCUCCAAGGAGGGGGGCGAGCGCGCCGUGUGCCUGGCAUUCGCCUUCUUCUUCCUGCUGAUCGCCAUGGUGGUCCUGGUUAUCCGCGAAGACCACCUUGAAUUUGGCCUGGAUGCAGGGCUGACCAACGUCUUCGAUAACUUGGAGGUUUUCUUAAAGGAACAGGGAUGGGGAUGGACGAUCCCCGUGAGCAAGCUGACGGUCAAGCUGGGGAUCGUGGCCUUCUGCUCGUUCAUUGGGGCCUGCCUGACCUUCCCGGGGCUGCGGCUGGCACAGACUCACCUGGACGCGCUGAAAAUGGUGCCUCACCGGCCAAUGUUGCAGCUGCUGCUCCACACCAGCUUCCUCACCCCACUGAUUGUCGUGCUGAUGUGGGUCAAGCCCAUUUCUCGGGAUCUCCUCUUGAACGCCCCCAUGGGUGGGCAGACAGUCCAGCUCAUGUCUGACAGCACCUACAAUUCUGUGCGGCUCUGGACAAUCGUGGUGCUGUGCCUCCUCCGCCUGGCAGUCACCCGCCACCACCUCCAGGCGUACCUGAAUCUCGCUCAGCGCUGGGUGGAGCAAAUGAAACGGGAGGCUGGCCGGAUUGCGGUGCUGGAGAUCCAGCGGAAGAUUACCAGAAUCUACUGCUAUGUGGCUGUGGUCAGCUUGCAGUAUUUGGCCCCGAUCCUGCUCACCCUGCACAGCACCUUGCUUCUCAAAACUCUUGGGGGAUACUCCUGGGGGAUCUAUCCCGAGCCUGCUCUGAAGUCUCCACCGAUGGAUGCAACACCUGUUCUUCAGUCCAGCCCCGCCACCGAAGAGACGGGAAAAGAGGAUAUCCAGGCCGCUGUGGAACAGAUCACGGGAGUCCUGAGCACUUUUGGAACAGUCUUCACACCACUUUUCUACCGAGGACUCCUCUCGUUCUUCACCUGGUGGGUGGCCGCCUGCCAGGUGGUCUCUACCCUCUUUGGCCUCUAUUUCCAUCAGCACCUGGCUGCCUCUUAAGCAGCAGGUUUUCGGACUGCUCUUGGAAAGCAGUGGGCCAUCUCCGUGGCACGACCUGGCGUCUGAACCAGGAUGGAGAGCGAAGGAAGCUGGGUGUAGCCGGGUCACUACGGCAUGCUUCCUCCUACACGAAGGAAUACCUUUUCUUCCUCCAGCCUUUGUCUUGCUCUGCUGUGGAAGCAACGUGGGUAAAAGAAAAAAACCCACAAAACCGUGCCUCCGAAGAUACCCACUGUCUGGUUGUCCUUCGAGACUGGUGGUGAACUGUGGGAGAAGGUAGUCCCGAUUGCCAAAAUCUUGUUCCUGGGGGGUGUGGGGUUUCUAAUGUUCUGAACACAGCUGUUUCACCACCUCAAUGUGCAUUGAAAAAAAUACCAACCCUA
Molecule: messenger RNA, 1909 nt
Organism: Varanus komodoensis (Komodo dragon)
Lineage: Eukaryota; Metazoa; Chordata; Lepidosauria; Squamata; Varanidae
Gene: TMEM161A
Product: transmembrane protein 161A
Exons: 12
Coding region: 60-1526 (488 amino acids)
Source: RefSeq, a predicted model, not a curated record